Messenger RNA from Sipha flava (yellow sugarcane aphid), 2331 nucleotides. RefSeq names its product alpha-taxilin-like. NCBI's taxonomy places the organism in Eukaryota, Metazoa, Arthropoda, Insecta, Hemiptera, Aphididae. Gene Ontology annotation, molecular function: syntaxin binding. The transcript is spliced from 9 exons. The record is from RefSeq and is a predicted model, not a curated record.
GCAUCGCUCGCGCGCUCGUCUGUGUAUGUGUAUAUAUAUAUAUACAUAUAUAUAUAUAUAUAUACACGUUGUGCUCGCGCCGAACGUAAUCCGUCCCGUUUUCUCUCCUUCGUCCCGCACCGACCGAUCGCCGUUUUAGGUCAUUUACCAGUCCGCGGCGCGCGAACACCGAACCCUGCCGCCGCCAAUCGUUCGCUCCGGGUCCCGCGACCGACCGGAAAACCUUUUUUUCGAAAGCGCUACAGCGUCAGGCGUGGUGCGUGUCUCUCGCGUUCGGUCGGUCGAAACACGCGAUAACCGUUUGCUGUUGCCAGCACGUCGAAUCGUGUUAUCGUCGGCACGCCGUCCACCGGAACCUCGUAUUUCACUCGAUAUUUUCCUCCCCCUCGACACCGGUAAGUCUACGGUAUCAUUUAAAUAGAUGCACCAUUGAAGUUGAUUUAACUUACAACGUUUGUGGUUCGUUUAAUUGAUAUGGAGAGUGCACCUACUGUGUCACAAGAGCCUUCUGUUGACAAAGUUACUCAGGCUAGUAAUCAAAAAGAUUCACAAUGUGCUUCUUCUAAUGCUACUAUGGAAACAUUGUCCAAUCCAUUAAAUACAUCUGAUAGCACUGAGUUUGUAGCCACUCAAGCUUCUGAGAUAGACAGUAUAGUUGAUUUAAAUCUUAACUCUAAUGAUAAAAACCGUAAGAAGAAAGACCGUCAUUUGGCUCAAGCUUUAAAAACAGUAUUAAACAGUAUGAAUUCAUUAAGCACACCAGAAGAAAAGUUAGCGGCUUUAUGCAUUAAAUAUGCAGAUCUAAUGGAAGAAAACACUAAGUUAAAAACUGCUUAUAAGCAAACUGAAAAAAGGGUAACACAAGCAAUUAAUGAACGUGAUGUAAUUAGAGGUGAAAUGAAUAAAGCAGUAUUGACAAGAAGUAGAUUGGAGAGUUUGUGUAGAGAACUGCAGAAACAAAAUAAAGCAAUAAGAGAAGAGAGUCUGAAACGUGUAAAAGAAGCCGAAGAUAAACGCUUGGAAAUGACAAAUAAAUUUCAAAAUACCCUAAGUGAAAUAGCUACUGUAAUGCAACAAAAUAGUGAAAAAAAUAACAAGCUUCGAGAUGAUAAUAUGGAUAUGUCUUCUAGGCUUAAAAAUGUGUGCGAACAAUAUGAGCUUAGAGAACAGGUAAAUGGCGCUCAAGUAGUUAAGUUAGCUAAACAAAUUGAGCUUGAGACCCAAUUAUGUGAUGCUAAACUGGCCAAAGCUACUAUGGAAAUCAGUGUAGAACGAGAAACUAUUUUAAAUGAAAAGACUCAAUUGUUGAAGGAAAUACGACAAUAUCAAACAAGAAUUGAAGAAAUGCAGAAUACUGAAAUAGACUUGCGAAAUCAAAUAUCUUUGUAUAAUGAGAAAUACGAAGAAUUUCAAAAUGCUUUAGCACGAAGUAAUAAAGUUUUUGCUGGAUUUAAAGGAGACAUGGAAUUAGUGAGGAAAAGUAAAUCUUUAUAUAAACUUAAAGUAUUUUGAUUAUUGCUUUUAAUUUAUAGAUGUCAAAAAAAAAUAGUUAAACAAGAAAAAGAGUCUGCCAGUUGGAAAAUGCGUUAUGAACGCUGCCAGCAACUAUUAGAUGAAAUGACCAAUGAACGUACUAGAAUGAUAAGUGAUUUGUCUGUAGCAACUCGACAAUUAAGUACCUUGCAAAAAUUAUGCCGAACUCUUCACUCUGAAAGGCAGUCACUUUUAUCUAAAUUAGAACAUGAUAAAAAAAUGCCAGAAUUACCUCCAGAUGCAGUAUCAGGAGAACUAGCUGAUCGUUUUAGUGAAGUCAGCAUGUCUGCAGUUGCUGAGUGGUUUUCUCGUCCAGAUAAUGCAAAAUCUAAACCUGAUCAGUUAAAAGAAACAUUACAGACAGUCAUUGAAAACCAGUUUAAAUUAACCAAGGAUUCAGCUGAGCCACAACUACAAGUAAAUGGAGAAGACUUGUCACCUGAAUCACCUUCAUCAACUCGAUCACCUACUUCUGAUGAACCAGCUUACGAUACUGGUGUAAGUAGUGGUUCAUCAGUUAAUGGAGACAAAGUAGAAUGUGUUGUUGAAAAUAAGUCAGUUGAUGAAGAGGAGCCCAAAAAAGCUAAUACAAAAAAGGCUAAGGAAACUCAAUCGAAAAGGAAGGCAAAGAAAACGUAGUAAUAUUUUUCUUUGUUUAACUUGUAGUAGUUCACUUAUAUUAAAUUUAUAUCUGAAUAUUGGACCUGUGAAUCAGUGUUAAUUUUUCACUGAACAAAAUUAUUAUUUUUGUUUUAAUUUCAAGCCUUUAUUUAAUUAAAUACUAUUAAAGACCAUACA